AUGGCUAUAGGAGACAUGGCACAAGAGAGACAUGCACUCUACUAUCCUCCGGAAGUCCUUGAACUCAAUUGGAAUAAUACUUCCAAGGAGAAAAUCCAAGAGGCUUUCAAAAUAUGGGCUGGCACUUAUGAUAGGGUAUGUUUUGAAUUGCCAAAAUUGUUUGGUAGAGAACAGCCGAUAUUUCGCCAGGCCACCUCUAGUUUUCCUGCAAAAUGACGUCGGAGGAACGACUGCAGAAAUGCAGUGCUGAUGACGAGUCACUACCCGGCAGAUCUGCGUAGUGCUUCUGAUUGAUUGAAGCAAAUUUCCCUCCCGGCAAGACUAAUCAGAAACAGUACCUAGCUCUUACAACAUCAUCAGCGAGUGUGAAAUUUCUGCGCUAUGCCACAGACGUCAUUAGUGGUGGAGUCGCGAAAUGGUUGCUGUUUCCUUAGGCUAUGUUUUGGUCCGGCUGACACUUGUUACAUGUGGCAGGUGUUGUUUGUUACUGUGAAAACUCCAUCUUUGAAGGACAGUGAUCGAGAUGGGAACGUUUCAAGCCAAAUCACAUGUAAUGUAGGGUUCAUACGAAGAAAACUCAAGCCCUAGGGCAGUUACUAAUUCCAAAAGUGCUUGAAUAGGCAGUUUAAUGCAACUGCCAUGUGACUCUCAUCAACUGAAAGAAAAAUUUCAAGCUAGAGCGAAAUAAUUUUCAGUAAUAAAUUCGGAAGCAUAUCUAAGUUAGUGAAAAAGCAAAUUUUCAGGCUAGUGCUAUUCGAUGGAGCAAAUUAAUCUAAGGGGAGGUCGGGCAGUGCAACAAUUUCAAACAAAUCGAAUAUUUCGAAAACAAAAAAAUAUUUUGGUAAAAUUGUAUGGAGGUGACAACAAAAACCUCGCCACCCAGUUAAAAUUUCGUUUAUUAAGUUAAUUUUGAUCAAUUAGUCUUUCUUAAAAAUGCAAACGUAGUAUCGUCAUGGUCUCUGGUAGUCUCCCUCGCAGCCGUUUUUGUCUCCUCACGCAGCGGGAAGUCUCUGGAAUUAUUUCAAAAAUUUCUACCAUUCAUUUGAAUAUUAUUUGACUUCUUAUAUGGCGAUGUUCUCUAUCCAAAAAACAAACACUAGAGCAUUCUCCGAGAGUCUCUGCUUAAUUUCCCAGAAUCACUCACAUUUUCCUCGUGAGCUUUGGUUGCAAUAAUAUUCCCUGCGAUAUUCUGUCCUGAUUAGCUGACCCUGGGUCCAAAGGGUGGGGAAAGCAUUGUCUGGUUUAGGGUUAGGAACGCAAAUUGUCUUUAUUGGCAUGGAUGGGGAGAGAUGGCUUGUUAUGCAGGCUAUUAAUUGAGUUUUUGUGUCAUAGAGUUUCACCCAGAUCGUCUAGAAAGAAAAGUCACUUAACAAGCACAUUCAGCCUGGUCAGUAAGGAGCUUUAACUGCGUUAAGGGUAGGACGAGGAGACUGAGAUGGCUAAGGCUAAACUACACCCUCUUUUUUGGUAGAAAUAUAUUUUUAUAUAAGAAUCGAGGCUGAUUGGUAUUUAUGUCACAGGAUUUCACGCAGAUUCAAAAGUUAAUGCAGAAUGAAAAACGCUUAACAAGCACAUUCUGCCUGGUCGGUUAAAAGGUUUUUCAUGCAUGUUUAUUCAUUUUUUCUUUUUAGUGGGUUCUUGAGGGUUCCGCCCCUGGCACCCCUGGUUGUUACUCCCAUUUAUCAUGUGGAGAAGCCUUCUUCAAUGCGGCUAAGGACCUCUAUGGCGAAAGCAAGAAAGACCUCAAAAUAUUGGAUUGUGGCUGUGGGUCAGGACUGUCUGGUCAAGUUCUGAAGGACAAAUAUGGAUAUGAUAACCUUACUGGGCUGGAUGUGUCUGAAGAUAUGUUAGAUAUCGCUAGACAAAGAAAAAUCUACAAGACUAUUAUCAGUGCCUUCGUAGAUACCGACAGAAUAAAAGAGAUACAAGAUGGUGAAUAUGACGCCGUUAUCUCCUCUGGAGUGUUCCAAACUGGUCAUAUGAGAGCCAAUGCUUUGGAUGAAAUCACUCGCUGGAUUAAGCCAGGUAAUUUGUCACUACUUUGACUUCUUGUGUGAGUUGUGUAUCAAGAAAUCGAGAGGUAAAAGUGAGAUGACCUUUUUGGAAAAAUAUAAUAAGCAAAUGACUUCGCUUUUUUUUUCUUCAGUUCAGUGACUUCUAUAGAUCUUAAAUCCCACGCUACUCAACGUCUAAACAUGCCUUCACAUAAAAUGUAGGCUUAUUUCUUGGAAUUUUUUUUAAAAAGUUGACUUUAACUUCUUUUAGAAUUGAAAGCCCUGCAAAGCAAGAUGACGUCUAAGGGGUACCCCGCAUACCGUGGUAAAACCGUUGAAAUCCCUCGCUAAUCAGCCCUGUAUUUCCCGGUUAUGAGGGUGCUCGGCUUUCCGCUAGUAUAGCUGACUAAAAACUUGGGGCGGAAGAUGGAAUAAUCAUAAAUUAGCAUAAGAGUCAGUGAGGUUACUUUCACACUAUGCCGGAUAGUUGUUGCGCCGGCACGAAAACCAUACCGGCUCCCUGGUGUCAGCAGAUUUACUGCUUGAAUUUGUUCCUUUCAGGUGGCAUCAUGUGCUUCACUUGUCCAGUGUUUGACGAAGAGGAAAGCGGUUACAAGGAGAAAUGUGAGAGUCUGGAGAAGGAGGGAAAAUGGACUCUGGUCUCCAACAAGGAAGCUGAGUACUAUGGCGACAAAAUUCCUGAAGGGCGCGGCUAUAAAACCUGUCGAAUGCUGGUCUACAAAAAAUUAUAA
Porites evermanni is the source of this 2746-nucleotide messenger RNA. The record is from the annotation of a GenBank genome assembly. Lineage: Eukaryota; Metazoa; Cnidaria; Anthozoa; Scleractinia; Poritidae.